UCGGUGCCGAAGGAGCAGAGGAGCUCAGCGUUGCGCAGAGCAUGUAGCCGAAACUACAGCAGACGUCAGAUCGAGGAGCUGAAGUUUUAACUCGAAGUGAUUUAUCAAAUUUUCAUAGGACACAUUCAGAACAUUUAGGUCUGCUCCUCAUUAAUCUACCUGCUGGGACCUAAAUGACAAAUAGACAGCGACACGGAGCCACUCAGUGAUACACGGGGCGCGAUGGAGAGCAAGGGAUUACUCCGCUGUAAGAUCGUGGUCGUCGGUGAUACGCAGUGUGGAAAGACGGCUCUCCUCCACGUUUUUGCCAAAGACUCGUACCCAGAGAACUAUGUUCCCACCGUGUUUGAGAAUUACACAGCCAGCUUCGAGAUCGAGAAACAGAGGAUCGAGCUCAACAUGUGGGACACUUCAGGUUCCGCCUACUAUGACAACGUGCGGCCGCUGGCGUACCCCGACUCGGACGCCGUGCUCAUCUGCUUCGACAUCAGCCGCCCGGAAACGCUGGACAGCGUCCUGAAAAAGUGGCAAGGUGAGACGCAGGAGUUCUGCCCCAACGCCAAAGUGGUGCUGGUCGGCUGCAAGUUGGACAUGAGGACGGACCUGAACGUGUUGAGGGAACUUUCCAAACACAGACUCAUUCCCGUCACCCACGAACAGGGCACUAACCUGGCGAGGCAGAUCGGCGCCGUGGCCUACGCAGAGUGCACCUCGAAGUACUCGGAGAACAGCGUCCGCGACGUGUUCCACGUCACCACCCUGGCGUCCAGGGCGUCCAGCAUCCACCGGCCUCAGCUGAAACGCGGCGGCUCUCGCCGCGGCCUCAAGCGGGUCUCCCAGCAGCCGCCUCGGACUGAGAUUCACGAGCACCCGCCCCCGAUCAGAAAGGACCGGGCCAAAAGCUGCGUCCUCAUGUAAGGACCCCGGAGCCCGCGAGCCCAAAUCCUGAUCCGUGUGGACGUGAACCAUACUGCACAUGAACUUAAUUUAUUGGUGAAUUCUUGUCAGACCUUUGCACUGCAUAAAAGGACAAUGUGAUGAAAACAAGAAUGAAUGCUACCCUGUGGAGUUAUUUGAGGGAUUGUUUGUGCAUUUUUUUUUUUAGCAAAAACACUGCUUGUUAUUUUUCUUUGUGGCUGUGUUCUCAUCAGGGGGGGGAGGCCGAAGCUGGUUCUCUCUUAACGCUGUUCCCUGAAGAAGAAGCGAACAAACAGAGGCAGGUCCGCAAAUGAAACACAGGUCGGAAAAGCAGCGGAGAGUGAAGGAAUAGAAAAAUAAAUAAAAUCUUUGAAAGAUCAUCUCGCGGGAAGCGGCAGUGAUAGCGCUGGCGUUGACCUCUAUUAUGUUUCCGUCUUGUGUUUAUGUAAAUCAAGCACAACUCGAUGAUGCAAACUGUGCUGAGAAAAUGUGUGUGAGUGUCGGGGAAGCGAACGCCGCCGUCCCACCGCACACGGUUACGAUUCAUAAAAACAAGAAAAUCUGGACAGACAAACAAACACCUGGUGGGCUGAGAUGACACUAAUUUUCUUAAACCACAAGUGCUUUUAAUAUUUGAAAACUAAAUAAUCACUCACCACAUAAUACUGUCGUGUUGUGUAAUCAGUGUUGUUACGAUGUUGGGGAGGAGAGAGAGCGCUGAGGAGAGGAUGAAUACUAUGUUGUACAUGUGAUAAUGGAAUAAUAAUAAAACAAAACUUGCUCUGCUAA
This is a messenger RNA of Mugil cephalus (flathead mullet), 1707 nucleotides long. Its product is annotated as rho-related GTP-binding protein RhoN-like. The coding region runs from base 223 to 918 and encodes 231 amino acids. The transcript has 5 exons. The record is from RefSeq and is a predicted model, not a curated record. Gene Ontology annotation, biological process: small GTPase-mediated signal transduction. Lineage: Eukaryota; Metazoa; Chordata; Actinopteri; Mugiliformes; Mugilidae. Gene Ontology annotation, molecular function: GTPase activity; GTP binding.